ACAGUUUACAGACCAAACAACUAACUGAUUCAUUGAGAAAAGAAACAACAGAUUCAUUAAUGAGGAAAAUAAUCAUUCUCAUCAAAAUAUGGACUGAAAACUGCCAUUUUAGCAUAAAAAGUAACUGGAGGAAAAGGUUGUUGAAGUUAUUUUAUUUGAUGUUUAACACACAGGUGUCCUUACUGUAGACACACAAACACUUUCCACAACUCCCAGGAUCCUGCAGGUGUUUUCCCAGGAAAUGGGAACAAAUUUGGGUGAGAAUUCCCAUCGUCAGCCAUCGUCUAUGUGCUUGUGUGCCCUUCUUAAACACAAAGUGUCCACUCAGUAAUCAUUUAUUCACUAAAAAAGCUUAAUAUAUAGUCAGAAAUUUGCCAUAUUUAAUGUUUACUUUAUGAUUUAUCUGUUUUCUACCUGUAAAUUUAGCUGAAAAUGGUUCAGUUGAUGUAAUUAUCAUUCACUUGUGUAUAUUUGUGUGUGUCCUCAUCUGUGACUAUGAGUGUGUCCGCAUGUGACUGCCUCCGUCGGAUCCCAGCGGGGGGUGCCGCGGGUGGCCCCGCCCACCCAGGGCCUGGUUCCAGCCAAUCAGGUGCUAAUGUGCGGGAACAGGAGAGGGCUGCCCUGACAGAUGGCGGGCUGACCUGGAAAACCUGCCCCCUUUUCAGGGUUCAGCAGUCGGCAGAUGACAGCCAGACAGCAGUAAUGGUUUCUGGUUCACACUCCGAAGCAGAAGGUGGUGGUAGUGCAUCUGGUCGUCAGUUCAAAAUCAAGAGAAGAAGAGGAAGAGGAAGGUGGUGAUGCACGGCUGCAGGGUGUGACAGAUCAAACGGCCUGUUAUCUUCCUACGGAGGCAGUCGGUCGCAGCAGCCUCACAGGUGCAUCACAUCCACUUUCACCAGAUAUCCAACCUUCAUGUGGCUUUGAAGCUCCUCCUCCCGCUGCUGUCGACUAAUCUCACAUGUUUGGGUUGAGGUUGGUCCUGUGAUUGGCCGAGAGACGCAUCUCGUGGAGGGGAAGACUCAAGAGGUCAACGUCUGAAGCAUCGUGGAUGUCGUAGAAGGAUGAGAACCAGGCCUCAGUCACGUCAGCUCCGUGACAUCGAAGCGACCGUGACACCGCAGCAAACCGGCGAUGACGGAUGCCUUUUUGUCUUCUGCAGUCAGGCCGCGUCGUCUGGCCCGCGGACGACUGUAAUCGCACCGACAGAGUUCAAGGUUGCCGUGCGGCUAUUUCCAGCUCGUCUUCACUUUAAUCCGUGUCGCAAAAUGACAAGUUGUAAAAGGAAGCUUCACUACCUCUAUGAAGCCAGUGGUGUUCACCAUGACCAGCGUGCAGGCAUUACGCAGGAAGUCUCUUCUGCUGACGGGCUGGAGUAUCUAAUCCAGCACUACUACUCCAAGGACCCUUCCCGCCCCCACAAACCUCACGUCCACAUCAUCACGCCCUCUGACCCCCAGCGGAGAGGCUGCCAGCUCUCGCUCUCCUUCUCCGUCCCUAUCCGAAAAGUCUUCCAGGAGCUGGAGAAGAAGGGAGUCACUUGCGACACGAGGGAGCCCAGCGUGCUGCGCAUCGCUCCGGUGCCGCUCUACAACUCUUUCAGCAACGUUCAUCACUUCAUACAAACCCUCAGCAGCCAGUGAAUGAAUGAAUGAAUAGUGGACUGUGGUUUUGCUGUAAGGUAUAGGAAGGUUUCAUUCUUAGCUUGACCAUUCAGUAAGAUCAUUUUAUUAUGUGUGAAAUUUGAAAUGAAAAUUCAUAAUAUUUUAAUAAUUUUUUAAGGGCGUGGUUACCUUUAAAUCAAAAAAUGGAUGCAAAUAUUUUAUUUUCUGGGAAUUGCACUUGAAAACAAUUGUAAUUGCUGUUAUUUGACCAACAGAGCAGAUCCAACAUGAAUAAAAAGAUUUGAUUUUGGGCGUUUUUUGAUCAAGGUCAACAAUCAUUCUGAGACAGACACGUUGUCUCCUCCUGGAACUGUAUGUUCAGCAAUUCUCUCACUUUAUGUAGCUUUCAGACUCAUCUCAACAUGAGAGAUAACAUCUUACACAUCAAAACAAGCUACUUACAUAUGAGGCCUUGGAAUCACACUGGACAAUAAACUUUUUGAACAUUA
Molecule: messenger RNA, 2110 nt
Organism: Thunnus maccoyii (southern bluefin tuna)
Lineage: Eukaryota; Metazoa; Chordata; Actinopteri; Scombriformes; Scombridae
Product: kynureninase-like
Exons: 9
Coding region: 1062-1640 (192 amino acids)
Biological process (GO): NAD+ biosynthetic process
Cellular component (GO): cytoplasm
Molecular function (GO): kynureninase activity; pyridoxal phosphate binding
Source: RefSeq, a predicted model, not a curated record